UGCAACACCAUUUAGUUAUUGCACUCUCUGAAUAACACUUGUGUUACGUUUGGUAGUGUACGUUAUGUAAUAAUAUCAUUCCUUGCGUAAUUACUUAUUACUAAUAAUUCCUAAAAAUCAACCGACGAAGCUAAAAAAAGAAGCAAGCAAAAAAUAAAAGAAGAAAACACCGAACCAACUGUCUCUGAAUUCAAUCUACAAGCAACGCAAAACUACAUCUCGUGUAACGAAUUAUUUCGACCAUCCAGUACCAACAACAAGAUUCAAACGAGGAAAAACGCCGUAUGUACGUAUACGUUUCGCCGGUUUUCUUAAAACUAAGUUCGACGCACCACGCCAGCAGCCAGCAGCAGAGUUAGUGAUUGUGUGUGCGCGAGUGUGUGUUGUGUGUGUGUGCGCGCCGUUAGUGUGGUGGACCCGAAGUCGAGCAGCAGCAGCCUGAUUCCAGUUUGCGUUGCACGCCAUCCCGAAAAGUCACCCCCGUGGGUUGAACGAGACACCAACGACGCCGCCAGCACCACCACCACAGUGCCGCAGAUAUACGCGCGCGCGCUACUUUUUUCCAAAACUUCUCUCUAUUUGUACGUGUUGUAUUCGCGUAGCAAGUCAAAUCCUAAAUAUCUAUACUCCUAGCUAGGCAUCGAACAAUUUUGCAAUACAUUUUUCAAACAAAUCGACCCGAAAUACGUAAACAGUGAAGCAACACCAUUUGGAAGCACUCCAGAGCGCAGGAGAUUUUAAGAAGAUUUAAGUUAAUCUUCUCGUCACGGAAGCGCACGCUUCUAACACCACGUCGUUCAAACUGAAGCUUGACGAAGUCACCACCAGCAUGAUGUCGAACGGGCUGGACGCAGGCGUCGUGGGCCAGCAGAACGGCGGCAAUAAUGGCCAGAGUGGCGGCGGUGGCGGUGGCGGCGGCGGUGGCCAAGAGGAAUCCAAGACCAAUUUGAUCGUCAACUACCUGCCGCAGACGAUGACGCAGGAGGAGAUUCGCUCGCUGUUUUCCAGCAUCGGCGAGGUGGAGAGCUGCAAAUUGAUUCGCGAUAAAGUCACAGUUCCGCUCGGAGAAUUGAGUAGUCCGUUGGUUACAGGGCAAAGCUUGGGCUACGGAUUCGUUAAUUACCAUCGCCCAGAAGACGCCGAAAAGGCGAUUAAUACCUUAAACGGUCUCAGACUGCAAAACAAAACUAUCAAGGUGUCGUACGCCAGGCCUAGCUCGGAGGCGAUCAAGGGCGCCAAUCUGUACGUGUCCGGCCUGCCGAAGAACAUGGCGCAGCAGGACCUCGAGUCGCUCUUCAGCCCCUUCGGCCGCAUCAUCACCUCGCGCAUCCUCUGCGACAACAUCACAGUACGUCAAUUUGUCACGGGGGCCGGAGAGAAUUUGCCUGGUCUUUCCAAAGGAGUCGGAUUUAUUCGCUUCGACCAGCGCAUGGAGGCGGAGCGCGCCAUCCAGGAGCUCAACGGGACCAUUCCGAAGGGCUCGACUGAACCCAUCACCGUCAAGUUCGCCAAUAAUCCGAGCAACAACAACAAAGCCAUCCCGCCGCUUGCUGCUUAUCUUGCGCCGCAGGCCACACGACGGUUUCCUGGACCUAUUCAUCAUCCAACAGGACGUUUCAGGUAUUAUUUUAUCUUCAUCUCUAUGUUUUUGUGUGUGAAUUGUGUUGUAAUUUGUGUUUAUGAUGAUUGUAGGUAUUCUCCGCUGGCCGGAGACCUCUUGGCCAAUUCAAUGCUGCCGGGCAACGCGAUGAACGGCUCCGGCUGGUGUAUAUUCGUCUAUAACCUAGCGCCGGAGACCGAGGAGAAUGUGCUGUGGCAACUGUUUGGGCCAUUCGGCGCCGUGCAGAGCGUGAAGGUGAUCCGCGACCUGCAGACGAACAAGUGCAAGGGCUUCGGCUUCGUGACGAUGACAAACUACGACGAAGCGGUGGUGGCCAUCCAGUCGCUCAACGGCUACACGCUCGGCAACCGCGUGCUGCAGGUCAGCUUCAAGACCAACAAGAGCAAGACGACAUAGACGCCCGCGCGGCCGCCACGCCCCGCGCCCGGCCGCCCGUCUCGCGCCGCCUCCCGCUCUAGUAUUUAAUUUUAACUUAUUACUCUCACUCUGUCUGACCGACCACCACCAAACUACUAACAACAACAACAGCAACAACUCUUGAUGAUACGCAACGUAAGUGAUUCUGAUCUGUUGGAUGAUGAGGAGAUUGCAAAUGGGAGGACAGCGGAUGACGCGGGCGUGCUGGGCCACACAACCCCAUCACACCCCCCAACUCUCUCUCUCUCUCUCUCAUACACACAUAUACACACACUGCGAAUAACGGCAAACCUCAUAGAGGCUUGAUGUACUUAUGUAAUAAAUUCGAUGCUAGUCACGAAGAGACGCGAGGCAGGAAUCGCGUUCCUCACAUAGCAAAAAUUCAUAAUAAUAGACAAAUAUGACGAUUACGAUGAGAUUACAGAACGAAGCGGUUGACACAAUAUGCAACCGGAUACCAAAUAACGAAUGCAGCAGUAGUAGAAUGGGCAAAAGCCCGAGGGAAGAACGAUCUGUACAGACUAAAUAUUCGUGCCAUCGCCCCACCAAGGGGCCCAAACAUGAAGUAAAGCGAACCCAAAGAUAGCUUACAGAUUUUUGCAUAUAGUAAAUUAUAAUUAUAGUAUUUAUUCACAACCCUCUUUUCCGUAAUGUGUUUCAUUUGAUUUUUGAGUUCUCUAGUAUUCGAUUAAUUUUACUUUUAAACUUAUAUUUAUAUGUACGUGUUUUGUGUAUUUAUAAUAUGCAUAUAUCGCUAGUCUCACGGGCGGCGCCGAGGCGGCGUCGCUCGGCCACGCGCUGCCGCCGCCACCGCGAGUGAAACUCGGCUGUGCGCGCGCGCGCGCGCGCUGGCAAAAGAAUUUUCUUGUGUGUUUUGUGUUUGUUCAGUUACACGAAUAUUAAAUUUAUUUCUAACCACCGACACAGUUAGGCUACUCGUAACUUUUUCAAAAUUUGAAAAUGUCCAAGACAAAGAAUAUAUAUAGAUAUAUAUAUUAUACCUAGAAGAGGCGUGAGAAGGAAGACGUAUUCGUAAGUGCGAGCCACGACACUAUUUAAUUUAUGAAUCAUCUCACUGAGAAUCAUUAAUAAUUUAUAUUUCUACACACAUACACACACACACAUAUAUUUAACUGCGACCCGAUAGACAACAAUCUCCGAUUUAUUUUUGGUAUAGAUUUGGUUUGAUUUAUUUCUAAUUUAUAUUAUGAUUUUGUUUCAUUUUUGCGCUCUAUGCAACUCCUUUUUUUAUUAUAUGAUUUUGUUUGUAUUUUCAUUUGCUCUUCAUUUCGAGAAGUCAUCAAUUUCUUAGUUUAUAAAAGGGUUUAUUUUCUGACCGAUUCUGAACAACUAAUUUCGAAUUAUACUUGUAAAAAACGUUUCGUUGUGUUUUUUAUUUUCUAUAUGAUUUCUUUGUGUUGGUGUUUCUGUUUUGUUUUUAUGUUUUAGUUUUGUGUUUCUCUCGCGCGAUCGAAGCGUUGAUUGCUUCCUCAGCGUAUUGUGGCAAUACUCUUUAGUGCAAUACACGUGACAUGACAAACAAAAUGGACGCUGAGGGAGCAGCACCGGCCGCUGAACAAAACCCUUGAUAAAUGAAAACCAAGCUAAACGAGAAGUAACCAACCGACUUCCACUGAAGAAUAACUAUUUUUUAUAAGAGACCAUGUACCUUUUAACACUAAAAACGCUAAUGAAAAGGAACAACAUAGAUUAUACGUACUAAACCAAAUGGCUACGAAAACAAAGAAACCGCAAACAGUCGCGCAGCUUUUAUACACGCGACUCUUAUUAAAUACUUGAAGUGAAAAGUGAAACGCACAGGGUGGAUUCAAGUGACGAAUUCAAGCCCACAAAAGGAAACCGAUAGCAGCUGAGGAGAAUACGUGUACAUGUACAUAGAGAUGAAAAGUUUAGACACACUCACACCGAGCCCGAAUUGCAUUGAUAGCGAAAUUUCAGAGAUUUAUUGUUGCGCGAUGAGAAGGACGACAGACAGGUAUUUUUAGGAACGUGGCGCACCACAACGUUAUUAACGCCCCCCCAGGUGCAUCUCCGCCUGUGAUAGAUAGAAAAAAAGCCGCGGAGAUUUCAUUUUCAGACGGCGCAGAGAUAUUACACAAUCAAGAUGUAAACAACUUAAGAAAACACCAAACACACACUAAUUGCGAACAACUAACCAACUUACAAAACGCAGACGAGCGAAACCCGAACAAACAAAAAACGAUAGAACAAUUAAUAGGACAAAUGAAUGCAAAUUAUAUAUAAAUAUAAAAUUUUACCAAAAAAAAAACACUAAACCAAAAACAAUUUUGAAGAGAUGCAAGAGUAUUGACGAGUAUUGAGAUAAAUGGAAAUUUAAAAUACUAACAUAUAUUAAUAGCGUAUACAUUGAAUAAUUAUUAUAGACGUAUUUAGACAAAUGUAUUUAAAGCAUUUAAAUUUUUCGUAUUUGAAUUUUACCUCUCUUAUUACAUUACGGAGUAAAGAAAAAAAAAUGAACAAAACAAAAACAUCACAAGACAUUUUUACACACGACAUCUCUCACUCUCUUCGUAAUUCGUAAAUGAUUCAAAGUCCGAACUGGUUUGCGAGUUUUUCUCAAAAUGUUUCAUUUGCUACACAACCACAAGUUCACACACACAGCAGACACACAUUGACUUCGGGAGUGUUUUUUCGAGGACGCGUUGCAUCGCGAUGUGAAAAUGCUUUAACAUUUUAAACCCUCACCGUGAAAAUAUUUGUAAAGUUGAUGAACUGACGAUGAGACACUGCGCGAUCUGCCAAUAGUUGUAAAUAUUUCGCGAUGCAACGCGUUGCGGAUUGAUUGAAGGAUGAUGAUGAUGGCGAAGACAAAAUGGAGCACAAAUCUAGCACUAGUAUUGUUAUUAAAGAUAUCCACGGAUAUUUGACAGGGAGGGAUGAACAUACGAAUGCCGGCGGCAUUAUUUUUGGCCUAAAGUGAAACUCUUGUAGACUAUAAAUGUAUUAAUCAACCACACACUGAACAACGAUAUUCAAAUUGAUAUAUAGCGAUUAUAUGAAGCGAAAUGUUUCAAAACGGGCGCAAAAUGAUGAUGAACAAAAGGUAUGACAAGCAGCAGCAAAAUGCAGCAACAACAGCGGUUUUCGUUUGGUUUUCGAUUAGCUACACGCGUUUUUUGUUUCGCGCAGCACUCACACACAAUAACUCGUGAUUUUGCUUGAUCUUUUCCACACCACCACCCCGCACCCCCUACCAUCGUACACACACACACACAUUCAACACGAUUUUUUAAAACAGUGACAGUGAACACACAUACCUACAACAAAACAAAUAUUACGUAUCACUAAAAAAAAAACUCUCUCUUUAAAACGAGACUUAACUCUUUGUGUGUUGUGUAGACCUCUUAGUAUAAGUGUAAUAUAGUCAUAUUCCUAUCGGUUACUUUCUCUAAGUGUGUAGCUGUUGUGUUGCGAGACAAAGCUCCAGACGCACGCGCGGUGUGAUGCACACAUAAUUGAGCGCUAUUAAAAUGGCGUCGGGCGGAAGUAAAUGAAUGGAAAAAAAACGAGGCGAGUGACUGGAGCGUUGUCUCUCCCGGACGCGGCCAUGCGCACGCGUCCAGCCCGACGGAAGUACCCGUCGGGCCAUAGCUCAAAUAUUGUUGUGACGAGAUGCAUUCCAUUUAUUAAACCAAAAAAGUGAAGAAGCGGAAGUGAAGCAAACCACUGAUAUUCUAUAUACAUAUUUAUAUCUUCAUCCGAGACUAUGCGCUAUGAGGAAAAGCCCAUUAAGAAACAUAUAUCUAUCUGUUUUCAUAAAUGAUAAUGGUGGUUAUUAUUAUAUAUAAACGAGUGCAAAAGUUAUAUGUACAGAGGUUAUAAUUAUUAGGAAGUACAGUACCUCAUAAAACUGUAAUUCAUGCAAUAACUUAUUAUAAGAAAGUUCUUAUUACAAUAUACAUACCUUAGCUUUUAGCGUAAGUGGCAAAAGGAAACAAAAACCAUGCAAAAAAACAACAACAACAAAAACGAACUUACCCACCAAAGAAAUGGCGAACGACGACACACGUGACGACAACGAUGAUGUUGGGAGUGUCGCAUGCGGAGCGCAGACAAAUUGAUCACGGCGACACUUCCACGUUUUGAUCCUUUUUAUUUUCUAUACGGCGUCGAUGAACUUGUUCGAAUUCACCGAAUACCGGACAGAUAGAUGUACGUAAUGGCCGCCGCGUCCGCGCGCGCAUGCGCGCACUCCCGGCUAUCCGAUGCGAAGUACUGACAGUUGCAUGCGAUCGGCAUUAACAAACAGUUGCCACCCAACAUUACACACCACGUUUGUAGUGACAUAUCAGCGGACCGCCGCCGAAAAUGCAACGAUGCAUCGAAGAGUAAAGUAAAAAACGUAAACACGCAGAAGUGCAGGUGCAAAAGCAGCAAGUCUCGUUCGUAUUCCUAACCCCCACCCGAUUCCCCAAAACACCGCCAUUACCACAAACAAACCAAUGCAAAAAAAAGAUAAAACAGUAAUGCUUUCGAACGCGACAUUAUUUAAACAUUAACAAAGAACGCAUACUUACAACUUAAUUAUUAACUCUCUAUCUCUCUAUCUUUUAUUAUAUUAAUUAAUUAUCUUAACUUUAAGUCGUAUAUUACGGUACCCUCUAUUAUAUUCUCAUUCAUUGCGCAUAAUACAUUAAUUACCCAUAAACGAUAUUGUAUGUAUUAUUCAAUUGUUAUAAUUAAUGUCAUUUUCUUUGCUUAUUGUCCAGUGUCAUAAUGGUAAACAAACAAUUUGUGUGUAUUAAUUGUCAUUUUUAAUCUCUCUCUAUAAACGAAGAAACAAGAAAAAAACAAACAAGCAGCAGACAAGCGGCAGGUUUCAUGUUAUAAAAAUAUUAUGAAGAAAACUAAUUGACGUUAGUUGUUGUUAGUCAACUUAUAAAAGUAGGAAUAUGUUUUCAUUACGAGGCGUAACACAAGAUGGCGACCCCCCUACAAUGCUACAAACGCGCGCAAAACAACCAACAACAACAAAAAAAAAUGCAAGCAACAAUCAUAUUACGAUAGAUUACCUUCGGGAUGCGAUCAAUUUUACACCCCAUCACUGCUUUACACAACCAUACACAUAUUCUGUGACGAAAAAGCAUAGCGAGACGCGUUCACGUUUUUGGAACGCCAGUCGGUUUAUAGUAUUGUAGCGCAAACGUACAAUUUAUACAAAUUCUACAAAGAAGAUGCGCGCAUUUAUGUACAAGUACAACUUCCUCGGUUUAUAUACAGAAAUGGUGUCGGAUGAUGCGAAGGCGUGACGUUAAUUGUUGGCACUGGACACGAGCAAACAACUCUAUAUCUAGUAUGCAUGUUUAAUUGAACAUUUUGUAUAAAACGAAAAAUACUAAUAUAAAUUCAAAUCGGCAGUGUUUAUAUAUAUACAACAGAGAAAAUAAAAAACACAACACACGAGCGUUGGUAAACAACACGCGCAAAAAAAAAAAAACGAUGAAAUGAAACAAAUUGAGGAUUUAAAUUCUAAUGAAAACGAAAACAAUCGAAACUUAAAAAUUCCAACACAUUAUUAGAACUGUCCGCUUCGGCCGUGACGUAUAAAAACUGAUAUUGCACAUACGAAGAAAACGAAAUUUUAGAUGAAAACAAAAAAGUAACUAAUGCGGAGAUACCAGAGGAAAACAUUGUACAAUGACGAAAAUUCCAGACUAGUUGGUGUAAUGCAAUGCAAUAUUUGUACUUUUCCAUGUUGACAGAACUCAAUACAAUAAAUUAUAAAAACUUCAUUACCACUAAUAUCAAAUUA
Messenger RNA from Dalotia coriaria, 7832 nucleotides. RefSeq names its product ELAV-like protein 3. NCBI's taxonomy places the organism in Eukaryota, Metazoa, Arthropoda, Insecta, Coleoptera, Staphylinidae. Gene Ontology annotation, cellular component: ribonucleoprotein complex. The record is from RefSeq and is a predicted model, not a curated record. Gene Ontology annotation, molecular function: RNA binding. The transcript is spliced from 6 exons. The coding region runs from base 830 to 2017 and encodes 395 amino acids.